AUGUCAACCAGCCUGGAUCCGAAGCUCCGACGAGACACCCUGAAGUCCGUUCUGAAGGGCUUGGGGAUCCUCGUCAAGACCGCCAACGUCGUCACGGACCUGAGCUUCACGACUGCCGAGAUCGGCACUCGCUUUGGGCUGGGCAUCGCAAAAGACGUCGUCUCGGUUGUUGGUGAUGCCACCGGGCUGACCAAGGUGGGGGUGACCCCACUGCUCACCGGCACAAUCUCUGUUGCGCAAAACAUUGCUGUCACCGGGAUCGAAUCUGGUCGCUACUGGACCGAUCUAGGUCUUAGUGCCGCCAGCGAGUCGCUGACGGCCCUGGAUUCGGUCUUUGGAACAUCAGACACGACCCGGACCAUUGCCGAGCUUGCGCAGGUGGUCAUGGAUGAACUCAACCGGGAUGCCCUCUCGGCAACAAAGCACGAAGCUGGCGAGGCGGACAGUCGUGUCGAGGGGAUCGGCAUGGUCGAUGUCGUCCGUGGACUGACGGCAUGGGCAUGUCUGCAAUACACCACACGGCUUCUGUGGAUGACGAAGCGCGAGCAAGCCGUUUCGGACCUCCGCGGGAUUGAAUGGAAUGAACCUCGGAUCGAAGAGCCGCAAGAAUCGGUUCUAUUCCAGGUCGAAGAAGAGCAGCUCGUCGAGGGCGUCAUUGGCGAGGGCGAUGUCGUCGAGCCCUCGGUUGAAGAAAUCGACGAGGUGCUGAGCCAUGGUUGCGACGAUCCUGCCACCGAUCCUGCCACCGAUCCUGCCACCGAUCCUGCCACCGAUCCUGCCCUCGCCAACACAAAGCUCAUCUCGGAUCUGAAGCGCCAUGUUCGGUUUGCCAGCGGAGCCUAUGGCAGAACAGCGAUCCAGUUUCUGACCAAGGAGAUGCCGCCCAUUAGUCUUGGCGUCCGUGCCAAGGCGAAGAAGCUCGUGGCGGCAGUCACCAGCACCAACGGCGGACCCAUUCGGCCCGCCUGCACCGCGGACGAGCCACAUCCCAACGAAGAAGCCUUUUCGCGCCACACCGAGACCGAGCCCGCCCACCUCUACCAUUCAUCCAAUCGAGACAAGGAAACGCUCCUGGAGACGCUAUCGCUCAAGUCCGGCUACAAGCCGACCUACUACAUCCUUGUCGACCACCCCAAUCGCGCAGUCAUCGUUGCUUUUCGCGGGACCUUCUCGCUGCAUGAUGUCAUGGUCGAUCUGACGUGUGACUAUGACCAAAUCCUCCUUGAUGGUCAAGAAUUCAAGGUCCACAGCGGUAUGCAUCGCUGUGCCAAGGAGCUCACUCAACCAGACUCUAAAGUCUACCAGGCCUUGACCAGAGCCUUGGAGGAACACCGGCGGUACAAUAUCGUUGUCACUGGCCAUUCGCUUGGAGCCGGGCUGGCCUCGAUGGUAACUGUGCUAUGGGCGGAUGCCAACGGAUGCACCAUUGGAACCUUGGCUCGGUAUAACCGGACGGUGCGGUGUUUUGCCUUUGCUGCCCCCUGCGUUGUCGAUGCCGCACUGGGUCGGCGGAUGGGUAGAGUCGUCACAAGCGUCAGCAUCGGAAACGACAUUGUCUCCCGCCUCUCUUUGGGUGCCAUCCGUGAUCUAAUGAAGGUGGCAGUGUGGAUGAACCGACACAAGGCCCUGGCCAACGGUUUUAUUGGCAACAUCCUGAAGGGUACGGUUGGCGGCAAGGAAGAGGACGAAGGCGUCGAGGCCAUCUCUGAAGCCAUUCUCCAGGAGGCUAUACAAGCCCGCGAAACCAUCGAAAAGGAAUGCAUUCUCGGGGAAAAGCUCUAUCCUUGCGGACGGGUCCUUUGGCUGACCAACGAAAACAAAGACCAAUGUUUCUGGAAAGCCUUCGACGUUGUCGAUGUCGAUUUGAUGUUUGGUCAGAUUUGGCUCACCAAGGACAUGCUCGUGGACCACUUUCCACAAGUCUAUGAGAGCGCCGUGCGAGGUCUGUGA
Messenger RNA from Polychytrium aggregatum, 1950 nucleotides. RefSeq lists its product as uncharacterized. Gene Ontology annotation, biological process: lipid metabolic process. The record is from RefSeq and is a predicted model, not a curated record. Lineage: Eukaryota; Fungi; Chytridiomycota; Chytridiomycetes; Polychytriales. The coding region runs from base 1 to 1950 and encodes 649 amino acids. The transcript has 2 exons.